CUUCGAUCCUCGUUAAUGGUAAAUGGAAUGUUGAGCACAAGAUCAUGAGAAGAAUUCUAGCGGGGAAGAAGAUUUUGAAUCGGAUCCCAUGUCCGAACCGAUCCUUUUGCUCAACCUCCGGAAACAACAAACCCACUACGACCGGCGGCGGCGCCACUCGCGAUGGGUCUUCUUCUUCUCCAUCGUUGAGUAAGUACGAUGAACAAUACAAAGCUCUUGAAGACCUCGAUUUUGUGAAAGCCGCGAAAAUCCUCUUCUCCGACCCUCCCAAGAAGAAGAAAUUUGGGUUGGAUUUCCAUCUGGUGCAGCUAUUCUUUGCUUGCUUGCCGUCGUUGGCUGUGUAUCUUGUUGCUCAGUAUGCCCGCGAGAAAUGA
Molecule: messenger RNA, 374 nt
Organism: Salvia hispanica
Lineage: Eukaryota; Viridiplantae; Streptophyta; Magnoliopsida; Lamiales; Lamiaceae
Source: RefSeq, a predicted model, not a curated record